UUUAUUUCAUUAUUUUUUUAACGAGGUUUCUGUUUCCAGUCGGACCACUUUUCUCGACGCACAACAACAAGCACUUCUCCCUUUAAACGAAUAGCUGGGGUUUUAAACACUUUGUUCAAAUAUACGAUUUAUUUACAGGUAAACGGAUAGAUGUCUGACUCCCAAGAACAUACUAAAACAGCUGAGGAGGAGCCUGAUACACCUGAACACGAGGUCGAGUCUGACGACAGCAGUGAGGAGGGAGACGCUUCUGGAGACACUGAAAUGGAUUUCUUGCGCAGUCUCUUCUCUCGGACACUUGGCCUGAGCCCCGGAGAGAAAGUGCUUGAUGAACUGAGCCUUGACGGAGUUGCUCGUUAUAUACUGAGUGGUAAAUGCAAGAAUAUUAUCUGUAUGGUGGGUGCGGGAAUAUCAACCUCGGCCGGCAUCCCUGACUUCCGCUCUCCCGGAACUGGCCUCUAUUCCAAUCUGCAGAAGUACAACCUUCCGUACCCAGAGGCCAUCUUCCAGAUCGACUACUUCAAGAAACAUCCAGAACCUUUCUUUGCUUUGGCCAGAGAGCUGUAUCCAGGACAGUUCAAGCCCACCGUGUGUCAUUACUUCAUGAGGAUGCUAAAGGAUAGAGGCCUUCUCAAACGCUGCUAUUCACAGAACAUUGAUACGUUAGAGAGAGUGGCAGGACUGGAAGGAGAGGACCUGAUCGAAGCCCAUGGAACCUUUCACACGUCACACUGUGUGAGUUUUCUCUGCCGGAAGGAGUACAGCAUGGAGUGGAUGAAAGACAAGAUCUUCGCUGAAGACAUUCCUAAGUGUGAAGCCUGCAACAGUCUGGUCAAACCUGAUAUCGUGUUCUUUGGUGAGAAUCUGCCAGCUCGAUUCUUCAGCUCAAUGAAAAAGGAUUUUCCUCAGUGCGAUCUUCUUAUCAUCAUGGGCACGUCUCUGCAGGUUCAACCUUUUGCGUCUCUCGUCAGCAGAGUUCCCAACAGCUGUCCUCGACUCCUCAUCAACAUGGAGAAGACAGGACAGUCGGAUUUCGCACUGGGCUUGCUGGGAUUCGGAGGAGGAAUGGAUUUCGAUUCGGAUAAAGCCUACAGGGAUGUUGCACAUUUGAGUACGUGUGAUGACGGUUGCUUGGCUCUAGCAGAGCUGCUGGGAUGGAAGGGUGAUCUCGAGGAGCUGGUGAAGCGUGAGCAUGCUCUCAUUGACAGCAAAGAUGCGAAAAAGAAAGGCGCGCAGACGAAUCAGAGCUCUGCGGCCUCGGAGAAAGGCGUCAAAAACACAGACACUGAGAAUGCAAAGUAAUCACUCUGAGUGGGAAGUUAAACGCCGGUCCAUUUACGAUAGUUUCUCAAAGACUCUCUGUACCUCGUCUUUCUGUCUCUGAAAUUUUUUGUCAUACUAGAUAUACACCAAUCAGGCAUAACAUUAUGAGCACUGCCAGGUGAAGUGAAUAACACUGAUGAUCUCCUCAUCAUGGCACCUGUUAGUGGGUGGGAUAUAUUAGGCAGCAAGUGAACAUUUUGUCCUCAAAGUUGAAGCAGGAAAAAUGGACAAGGGUAAGGAUUUGAGCGAGUUUGACAAGAGCCACAUUGUGAUGGCUAGACCACUGGAUCAGAGCAUCUCCAAAACUGCAACUGCAGCUCCGGGUGUUCCGGUCUGCUUUGGUCAAAGUAUCCUUUAAGUCCUGUAAGUUGAGAGGUGGGGCACAUGGAGACCCCACCUCGCAACUUACAGGACUUAAAGGAUCUGCUGCUAUCAUCUUGGUGCCAGAUACCACAGCACACCUUCAGGCCUCCAUGCCUCGAUGGGUCAGGACUGUUUUGGCAGCACAAGGGGAAAUAGCAGGUGGUCAUAAUGUUAUGCCUGAUCGGUGUACAACGGGCUUAAAACUUCACUCCUCCAUGGAUAUUUAUAUCAUGGCAAAUUAAGAACACUAGAGGCCCAGAGCAGCAAUAUUCAUCACGUAAGCUAUUAAUCGUACUGUACGCACUGAGGCGAGACAGACGCAGGUGACAGAGAAGCCGACAUGACCGGUUCACCAUAAUCCUGACUUGCAUAAGGCUUUUAACAACCAUAUGUCUUUUUUUUUUUCUUUUUUUUUUUUUUUAAAUUAAGGAUUAGUUAUGCAUAACCUUCUGUGAUGGAAAUGGUAUUAUAUUUACAGAAGGUUGUUUACUUCGGUAUCUUGACAGAUGAGCUGCAUGUUUUAUUUGCAGAAGGUGCCAGAGGGAUUUAUUAAUGCUUAUGGAAAUCUGUAUACAGCCCUUACUAAGGCAAAAAGCUGUAACUGAUUGAUUAUAGAGUGGGGAAAAAAAUCAUUAAAUAAGUUCACUCGAUGUCCUGCCAAAUAAAUAGUAGCUGGAUGAUAUGAUAGAGCCGGUUUAAUGGUAAUCUGAUCAAGUUGACGGAUUUCUUUUGCCUUAGUAGGGCAUUGUAUUAGAAUCUGAUAUGUUUAACUUAAUUUGCUUUUUCUUUUCUUUUUUCUUUCAUUCUUUCUUUUUAAUAAUGUUUUUUUUUUUUUUUUUUGGAAAUGUUGGUGUGUUUCCUCUCUGUGCCAUGAUUAUGCAAGCAAAUUUUCAGCUUAUUUAACAAAAAAUAGUGCUGUCAUGUUUCAUGAAUCAUUUGUUGGAGAACCAGCAAGAAAUGGAAAUAAACACUGCAUAAAUGAU
Molecule: messenger RNA, 2669 nt
Organism: Hemibagrus wyckioides
Lineage: Eukaryota; Metazoa; Chordata; Actinopteri; Siluriformes; Bagridae
Gene: sirt2
Product: sirtuin 2 (silent mating type information regulation 2, homolog) 2 (S. cerevisiae)
Exons: 16
Coding region: 151-1302 (383 amino acids)
Molecular function (GO): NAD+ binding; histone deacetylase activity, NAD-dependent
Source: RefSeq, a predicted model, not a curated record